Meleagris gallopavo (turkey) is the source of this 908-nucleotide messenger RNA. Lineage: Eukaryota; Metazoa; Chordata; Aves; Galliformes; Phasianidae. The record is from RefSeq and is a predicted model, not a curated record.
ACACAGAACCGUAUGAAGCUGAUGGCUGACAACUAUGAGGAUGAUCACCUCAAAUCCUCAUCCCAUUCCAACCAAACCAACCACAAGCCCUCCCCAGACCAGGAUGAGGAGGAGGGUAUUUGGGCAUAACCAGUCAGAUGCUCUUAGCUCAGCCAUUUUGUUCAGAACGAUAAUUCAACCCCUCUUAGAACUUGAUCAGAAUCGCAGCAAGUUGAAGCUGUACAUUGGACAUCUGACAGCCCUCUGCCAUGACCGUGACCCCUUGAUUCUGCGUGGACUCACCCCACCUGCUUCCUACCAUUUGGAUGAUGACCGGGCAGCUUGGGAGAAAGAGCUGCAGAAGAUGACCCAGGAGCAGCUUCGUGACGAGUUAGAAAAGGGCGAGAAGGAAAGCGCGGAGCUGCAAGAGUUUGCCAACGCCAUUUUACAGCAGAUAGCAGAUCACUGCCCUGACAUCCUGGAGCAAGUCGUCAAUGCACUCGAGGAGUCGUCAUGACCUCGGCCGCUAGCCCCGCUGGAGCAGCACGCCAACGGCCGAGCCCAGUCAGUCCAAGGAGCCAUGAGAGUGGAGAGGAAUGUGAAAGACAGAAAAUGGAACAGAAACUUCUGGUGCACUUUUUGCAAGGAAAACAAAAACAAACAAAAACAAACACCUCUAAAAACUACACGCUCUCUAGGUUCUUCCAGUCUAUGAUUAAUCAAUCAUGCUUAUGUUCAUCUUCUCACUGCCUUUCUACUUUAGCACCCAAUUCCCCCGCUGACUUGUUGAUGGUAUUGGACUUUUGGAUACAGCUAAGCAGAGCUCUUCUGAGUUUCCUGAUCAAAGAGGGGAUCCACUGAAUACAAGAAGUUCUAGUUCUUCAUGAGGUUGCAGAUGGGUAGCCGUUGCCUUUCAUUCAUCUAUUGCU